Molecule: messenger RNA, 1576 nt
Organism: Tigriopus californicus
Lineage: Eukaryota; Metazoa; Arthropoda; Copepoda; Harpacticoida; Harpacticidae
Product: inositol hexakisphosphate kinase 1-like
Exons: 5
Coding region: 468-1451 (327 amino acids)
Biological process (GO): inositol phosphate biosynthetic process; phosphatidylinositol phosphate biosynthetic process
Cellular component (GO): nucleus; cytoplasm
Molecular function (GO): inositol hexakisphosphate kinase activity
Source: RefSeq, a predicted model, not a curated record
UAAGUUUCUGAAGCGGUCUGUUCAGAAAGAACCCAAAAUAGUACGUUGGAUAUGCUAGAAGGAACCAUCAACUCAAACCAGUUUGAGUUCGUUUUCAUGGAGGUGCGUCUUCAGGAACCUUUUGGGUUUUUGAUGCGUCAACGGUGUACUUCCACUUGAAUUUUCACAGAUAAAGAAUGCAAUCAAAUUGAAAUGGUUACUUUCCCGUCAAAGUAAUUUUCUUUCUAAGGCAAAAAAACGUCCAAUCUCGCUCGUGUUGAAAAUUGCAUAACACCAAAACCGGCGAGGAUUAAUGUUGUCGUGUGGAGUAGCUUGUUUCUUAUCUAGGAUCUCGUCAUGAAGUCUAUGCCUCAUGAGAGAGGGACGUGCUUAAAACUAGCCUGUCCUAGCACAAAGCUUUCAGUUACGAAUCUGUUCUCAAAAAAGUCGGACAGAACUUCAAAGAGGAACUUAGAGAGAGAUAAGUGAUGUGUCGCACAAAUCUAGACCACUUACAGGAAGGCGACAAUUCGCCUCCAAAAUCACCUGUAGAGUUCAACAAACAGGUCGGUGGACACAGCAAGUUCUUAUGGAUUGGUGAAGGCAUGAUUGGCAAGCCCAAAGAUACCAGAGAAGCCGAAUUCUAUAAAAGACGUCCGUCCUUGCUCAAAAAGUAUUUACCCAGAUGCUAUGGAAUCAUUGAGGGCAGACAACUCUUUCAACAAACCUUUUUGAGGGAUGCGGAAAAUGCAAUGCUACACCAAGAGUACAUGAUCAUGGAGAAUCUGACCAGUCAAUUUGAGAAUCCCUGCGUCUUGGACCUGAAAAUGGGGACCCGCAUGCACGGUGAUUCCGCCACAUCCGCCAAAAUCAAAAGCCAAACCAAAAAAUGCCUCAAUUCCACGAGCGCGAGCCUGGGAGUGCGUUGUUGUGGGAGUCUGUGGUUCGACCCUCAAAGUGGCAAAUAUGAGCGACAAGACAAGUACAAAGGUCGAAAAUACAACGCGCAAGACUUUGAGGACGCUCUCUGUCGCUUCGUCAGCGAUGGAGUGACCUUAAGAGCAGAUGUGGUCCUAUUGUUGAUCUCUCAACUUCGAGGGCUCCAGAAAGCCAUCUCCAGCUUGGAUUCUCAUAGAUUUUACGGCAGUUCGUUAUUGAUAGUGUACGAGGGGUCAAAUUUCGAAUCGGAUUUCCAUGGCAACACUCAUUCCCAAGAGCGCUUGUCUGAGGGAGACAACGACGAGGAAGUUGAUAACCUUCUCGCUCAGGGUGGCGGUGGCGAUCCGCAACCGCCUCAAACAAACAAUGUUAUCAUCAAGAUGAUUGAUUUUGCUCAUAGUACAUUCAAGGGAUUCAUGGAUGACCCAAUUGUUCAUUCCGGUCCUGAUAAAGGCUAUCUCCGAGGACUGGAAACCCUGAUUAGUGUUCUAGAAAAUGGACUGAAAUCUGGGCCAAAAUUGAAGUCCACAUGACAGCAGUCCUGACGGUCGGCACAACGGGAUAUCGCGAAUUUUUUUGGUUCUGUUUGCCUGCCUUUAUUUAUAGUGUGCAAAUAAAUUUGAUUCCCUGUCCUUUAAUAAACAAUUGAACCUCUGUA